ACGGAGAUCUGUAAAGCAACGAUGAAAAUGAUCAAAAACAUGAAGCUCGUAAGUCAGCAGAACCAAGCCAACGCCAUGCCUACCUACGCCAACGUGCUGGCGAGGGGAGGGUUAGCGGCAAGCAUGCAUAACCCACAGAACCAGAAAGCGUCACCUGUCCAGACCCUGUGUGAGAUUAUCAUCAACAUCAGAGACCCCGUCACUAUAUCCAACAUCAGAGCGAUGAGCCCUCGCCCCCCAUCGAUUGAUACCUCAUCCAAACUCAUAUUUGUCCGCGAGUGA
Fusarium oxysporum Fo47 is the source of this 282-nucleotide messenger RNA. RefSeq lists its product as uncharacterized. NCBI's taxonomy places the organism in Eukaryota, Fungi, Ascomycota, Sordariomycetes, Hypocreales, Nectriaceae. The record is from RefSeq and is a predicted model, not a curated record. The transcript has a single exon. The annotation marks the transcript as partial.